Molecule: messenger RNA, 2789 nt
Organism: Klebsormidium nitens
Lineage: Eukaryota; Viridiplantae; Streptophyta; Klebsormidiophyceae; Klebsormidiales; Klebsormidiaceae
Source: the annotation of a GenBank genome assembly
UAGAGGAAGGACUCCAGAGUCCACCUUAGCCUUCACUCAGUCCUGGCGCCUGCAAUCUGCAAAGAUGGAGGCGCUAAGCCGCCAAGGGCUCUUGGUCCGGCCCUCUGGGGUAUGCUCCAUCCGUAGGCAAGCCCCAAAGUUGUUGGAAAAGAUGCCAGCAUCAAGCUUCAUGGGUGUGCGCCUGCUUCCUGCUCAAACGGCGAAUGUUGCAGAACGGAGAUUGGUCGGAACCGGAAAGCCUUUCAGAGCACAGCACCGAGCAUUGCGAUCAGUCACGUGUAGUGCUGAUGGAGCACUGAAGAGCUUUGCUAUGAGGCUGGUGAAUUUGCCCGUUUCGAGCAGCUUCAUGGUAAGUGGUCGCGAGUUGGUGCAAGAAAAGAGAGCAAGGGGUAACAGGAUUGUGUGCCAGUCUCUGAAGAUGGAGGACAAGUAUAAGAACCUGAAGGCAAAGCGGCUGUUGAAGGAGAUGGAGCAGCUUCGGGACCGGGGGUACGAUCGCAAUGGGCGGAGCACCCCCUGGGGGAAGCCGAAAAAGGCAAAAGGCGCAGGGAACGAGGGGAAGAAGAAGAGCGAGAUGGACGGGGACCACAACGGGAUAGCGCCGUGGGAGAAGAGGAUGCGCAUCAAUUACGGCGACAAUGUGGAGGAGCAGGGCUACGGGCUGGAUUACUGGGAAGAUGACAAACGGAACGUCGCCGCCAUGCGCGGCCAGCAUCGGGAGGACGUAACUAGGGGCGGGGGCACGUACGGCGGGCAGUUUGCGAGGGACCUCCGGGCAUCGAAGCGGACCAUCAUCGACACUGCUGAUCUGGCGCAACUAGUGGCGGCGAGACCGGGGACGAAGACGGCGCUGGCGGCCGGGGUGGCAGGCUAUAGUGAGCAGUUUGUGCCGGAGAUGCUGGAGAAAGGGUCGGCGCUUUUUGAGGACCCCCUAGAGGUGCAGCAGAGGAUGGUGUGGUAUCUUGAGAGCAUCGGGGUGGACGUGGACGCAAUUGACCUCAGCACAGUGCCGGGCACGGGCGAGGAGCAAGAAGAGAAGGUGGACUACCUAGUGAGCCUGGGCCUCGCGCAGGAGACCGUCGCUGACAUCAUCGGGCGGUGGCCGCAGCUGCUCCGGCUGAGCCUGCGCAAAAAUAUCAUUCCGGUCAUCAAGUAUCUCGAGUGCGCCUGGAUUGCUUUCCGGCCGGAACAGAUUGUCGAGCUCCUGGGCAAGUAUCCGCAAAUCCUCUACCACAGUUUUGAACUCACGCUCCAGCCGCGCGUGCUCUUCCUGCGCGGUGUCGGCCUCACCCGCUCGCAGUCCCAGGACGUUUUCCUGCGCGUCCCGUCCUUCUUUGACACGCGCAUCGAGCGCUCCCCGAGCACGUCGAUGGCCUAUUUGGGCGCGAUAGGGGUCGAAAUGGCGGACAUGUGGAAGGUUGCGUACGGGUGCCCGGAGAUCCUUGUGCAGAAAGUUAACGAGUUCCUGAAGCCGCGCUUCGAAGGCAUCGCGAGUCAUCUGGCACUUCCAGAAGAGGAGGCGCGGCGGGCGCUGUUGCAAACCCCGGAACUGCUGCUGAUCGAAGACUUGGGCGGUUUGAGGGACGAGUUAAGAACGGAGCUUGCGCGGCGGGGUUUGGUUCCGGAAGUUGGGAUUAUUGAGAGCACGUCGGAAGAAGCAGGGGGUGAGGAGGAGGCGCUUGUUGCGCAGAGUUUGCCCGGGGAGGAGGACGAGAGCGCUGAAGUGAGUGAGAGUGUGUCGUCAAGCGAACGGAGCGACGAUGACAUACGGGAAGACACUGGGGUUAUCGCAGGCGGUUUAAUAGAAGGUGGGUUGACGGAAUCCACUUCGGUGGUAGAAGCGGGUUUGGAGGGAGAGGACCGGGUAGAAGAGGGGGACGAAGCUGGCUGUAGCGGACAGAAGGGCGUGCAGGUUGACGUUAACCGAAUAGUCGCGCUCUUUGGGCACAGGUUGCACGACGCAGGAGUUAAGCAAACCCUGGACAAAACCCUGGGUUUGCUUGGAAAUGAGUUGGAGAUGGGCCCUGACGAACUCCGGACGGUCCUGGCGGAAUACCCGGCGCUAUUAGAACUAGAGCCGGGAGAGAUCGCGGAAAAGAUCCAGGCGCUGAGGAGAGAGGGUUUGUCAACGGACGAGAUACGGGGAAUGGUCGUGGCGGAUCCGGAUUGGCUGGGGGUCGACCUGGAGGCCGCGUUCACACCAAAGCUUGAGUUCCUGAAAGUGGACAUGGAGAGGAGUGUGAAUGAGCUCUUGGAGUUCCCGAACUUCCUUUGUUAUAGUCUGCCAAACAGGAUUGCGGUUCGCCACCAAAUUACGCACGAACACGACAAGAAACUUUCUUUGCGGCGGCUAUUAGGCAGCAGUCCCGCUCAGUUCGACACAGCGGUGGAGAAAAGCGAGUGGGACUUCGAGGUUGACGAACUAGACAUGGCGGAAGAAGCUUGGACGAUAGACCGGGCUUACGCAAGGCAGCGGUGGGAACCAGCGAAGAUUGGUGCGGGUCCUGUUGGUGGCCUGGUAUAAAGCUGACACGUGGCUACGUUUACUGACGCACCAGAAAGUGCACAGUUUCAAGCUUCGACUGCGAUCGAUCGUCAAGCUUCAUUCCAAAGGAUUGAUGCCGAGCUAGAGCCUUGUCUAUGCACGAGUUGUUGUCAAACAAUCAGGGAUGCCGGCAAGCUGGAGACGUGAUAGUCAACUGCAAAUGGUCCCAUGUGGUUCGUUCGACAACUAAACAUAUUGGAAUGCACGAUGCGAAAUUCAUCAGAUCAAUCAAAUAAGCUUUCAG